GAACGAAAUCAAGGUCCCAUAGGUCCAAGUGAUUCUACUGGAGUGCUCCCACAAGGUCCCAAGGACUCUGCAAAUGACGGUGAGGACGAAGAUGAUCUUCCUCUGACAAUGCUUGAGCCAAAACAAAAUCGAGGUCCCAUAGGUUCAAGUGGUUCUACUGGAGUGCUACCACAAGGUCCCGGGGACUCUGCAAAUGAUGGUGAGGACGAAGAUGAUCUUUCUUUGACAAUGCUUGUGCCAGAACGAAAUCAAGGUCCCAUAGGUCCAAGUGAUUCUACUGGAGUGCUCCAAAAAGGUCACAGGGACUCUGCAAAUGAUGGUGAGGACGAAGAUGAUCUUCCUAUGACAAUACUUGAGUUAUCACAAGAUCUGAUUGAACUUGAGACAUUUAUGUCUAUACCAGACAUGCCAGGUGAUGAUGACGCCAGCCAGGAUGACGCCAUGUCAGUUGAUACAGAAUCAGACACAGAUCUCCAAGUUAUCGAGUCUUUGGGGGAAGUUGACAAGCAUCCCGGUGACCAGUGUUGCGGCAGUCUGCAUUGCAAAGGACGAGGAUCACUACGUGAGUUGGACAAUCAUCUACAUGUAUAGACUUUCGAUGACUGCUGGUUUGUAUCAUAUGGUUUAAGGGAAUGCUCUAUAGAUUUGUUUUGAUUUGUUUUAAAUUAUUAAUGCUUAGGCUGAUGUCCAAACUAAAAUUCCAAUAGUAUUGCAAUGCAAGGCUGCACACUAAUAUUUUGCACCUUAGCCAUGUUACUAGCACAGGGCUGGAAUUCUUUUACACAGUUAUGGGAUCUAGAGUCAACUCAGUAUCACUGCUUAUAUCACUGCUUCUAUUAACUAUCACUGCUUCUAUUAACUAUCACUGCUUUUGUCAUCUUGCACACUAAUAUUUUUGCACUUUGGCACAGGACUACAAUUCGUUGACUUGGUUAUGGAGUCACAAGCCAACUUUGAAGAAUUGCUCUGCCGCAAAAUAUACGAUAUUUUGAAAAUACCACUGCUUAUAUAUUAACUUGCACACUAAUGUUUUGCACUUUAGUACAGGAAUACAAUUCGUUGACUCGGUUAUGGAGUCAAAAACCAACCUUGAAGAAUUGCUCUGUAACAAAAUAUGCAAUAUUUUGAAAAUAACACUGCUUAUAUAUUAACUUGCACACUAAUGUUUUGCACUUUAAUUAGCACAGGACUACAAUUCGUUGACUCGGUUAUGGAGUCAAAAACCAACUUUGAAGAAUUGCUCUGUAACAAAAUAUGCAAUAUUUUGAA
Molecule: messenger RNA, 1269 nt
Organism: Strongylocentrotus purpuratus (purple sea urchin)
Lineage: Eukaryota; Metazoa; Echinodermata; Echinoidea; Camarodonta; Strongylocentrotidae
Exons: 6
Coding region: 109-591 (160 amino acids)
Source: RefSeq, a predicted model, not a curated record